Molecule: messenger RNA, 399 nt
Organism: Dibothriocephalus latus
Lineage: Eukaryota; Metazoa; Platyhelminthes; Cestoda; Diphyllobothriidea; Diphyllobothriidae
Source: the annotation of a GenBank genome assembly
AUGUUCUUCCCCGAUCCGUUUUGCCUAGGAGCUGACAACAUGAACCCACCAGACCGUCACCUGAAAGUUGACAUCCAUCUUGUGUGUCCGUCUGUGCUCGAUCGAAUCGUUAAGAAAGAUUACGGUGCUAUGUGCAUAGUCCUGCUCCGCUCUAAUUGUACCUGUCCAUAUUACGACGGCUUUCUUUCUACUCUUCUACAAUUAGGAAUGCCUACUUGCAAACAGAAAAUCGAUCCAGGAAAGUGCAAGGCUGCCAUUACAACGUACGGCUACAACAGUGAAACACAUCGCUGUGAGAAGUUCAUCUACGGUGGUUGCGGUGGCAACAUAAACAGGUUUGACACCCUGGAGAAGUGUCAAAAGAAGUGCGAAAAGAAACGACAUGGUCGACAUCAUUGA